UCUUCCCAAACUAGCGGUGACGUCCCCGCCGCUGUCGUGAUGCAAAAACCAUCGCCACCGCCACCGCCAUUCAGCAAGUCCAAGGAGAUCAAGUCGCCGCAGCCCAUGGCGUCCACCACGUCGCUCCAGCGCAAGAAGCUCGGCUCCCACUUCCUCGCCAGCGACGAGCGCCGCUUCGCCGCCGCAGCCGGCGCGCCCAACGCGAUCGGCACCACGCCGCUGGACAUCCGCGGCGCGCCGAUCCCGGAGCGGGACCUCCCGCGCACGGGCGGCUGGGUGGCGGCCUUCUUCAUCUUCGGCAACGAGACGGCCGAGCGGAUGGCCUACUACGGCCUCUCCGUCAACAUGGUCGUCUUCCUCUUCAAGGUCAUGCACCUCCCCUUCGCCGCCUCCGCCGGCGCCGUCAACACCUUCCUCGGCAUCUCCCAGGCCUCCUCCGUGCUCGGCGGCUUCCUCGCCGACGCCUACCUCGGCCGCUACUGGACCAUCGCGGGGUUCGCCACGCUCUACCUGCUCGGCCUCGUGGGCCUCACCCUCGCCGCCACCCUCCCGGCCCUCGUGCCCUCGCAGCAGGGCUGCGACACGCUCGCCAUGCUCCUCGGCGGCUGCCAGCCGGCCGAGCGGUGGCAGAUGGCGUACCUCUACGCCGCGCUCUACGUCACGGCGUUCGGCGCCGCGGGCAUCCGGCCCUGCGUGUCAUCAUUCGGCGCCGACCAGUUCGAUGACCGGGACGUGAACUACAAGCGCCGGCUCGACCGCUUCUUCAACCUCUUCUACCUCGCCGUCACCGUCGGCGCCAUCGCGGCCUUCACCCUCGUCGUGUACAUCCAGAUGCACCACGGCUGGGCGGCCGCGUUCGGCGCGCUGGCCAUCGCCAUGGGCGCCUCCAACGCGCUCUUCUUCGCCGGCACGACGCUGUACCGCCACAAGGCGCCGGGGGGCAGCCCGCUCACCAGGGUCGCGCAGGUGCUCGUCGCCGCCUUCCGGAAGCGGCACGCCGGGUUCGACAGCGGCGGCUACGUGGGGCUCCACGAGGUGGCCGGGCCCAAGUCCGCCAUCCGCGGCAGCGCCAAGAUCGAGCACACCGACGACUUCCGCUGGCUCGACAAGGCCGCGCUCCGGCUCGUCCAGGACGGCCACGAAGAUGGGGAGAUCGACCCGUGGCGGCUGUGCACGGUGACGCAGGUGGAGGAGGUGAAGAUCCUGGUGCGGCUGCUGCCGGUGCCGACGUGCACGAUCAUGCUCAGCGUCGUCCUCACCGAGUUCCUCACGCUCUCCGUGCAGCAGGCCUACACGCUCAACACCGCGCUCCCGCUCUUCGGCUCCCACCUCCCGGUCACCUGCAUGCCCGUCUUCCCCUGCCUCGCCAUCUUCCUCCUCCUCGCCCUCUACUACCACACCUUCGUGCCGCUCGCCCGCCGCCUCACGGGACACCCGCACGGCGCCUCGCAGCUGCAGCGCGUCGGCCUCGGCCUCGCCUUCUCCAUCCUCUCCGUCGUCUGGGCGGGCGUCUUCGAGCGCUACCGGCGGCGCUACGCGGUGGAGCACGGCUACCUGGGGCUGUUCCUGACGCCGAUGCCGGGGCUCACCGCAUACUGGCUGCUGAUCCAGUACUGCCUCAUCGGCAUCGCCGAGGUGUUCUGCCUCGUCGGCCUCAUCGAGUUCCUCUACCAGGAGGCGCCCGACGCCAUGCGCAGCGUGGGAUCAGCCUACGCCGCAGUCGCCGGCGGGCUCGGGUGCUUCGUGGCCACCGCGAUCAACAACGCCGUCGACGCGGCCACGGGGAACGUAGUGGAGGGGAGGCCGUCGUGGCUCGCGCAGAACAUCAACGUCGGCAGGUUCGAUUAUUUGUACUGGCUGCUCGCCGUGCUCAGCGCCGUCAACCUCGCCGCCUUCCUCUACUUCGCCAGCAUCUACCAGUACAGAUCAUCACCUCAGGCAACUACCGCCAACAACAACAAGGAGCAGGAGAUCUACAAAAUAUAGCAAUUUUUUUUGUAGUGACUACCUUUCACUUGG
Messenger RNA from Lolium rigidum, 2019 nucleotides. RefSeq names its product protein NRT1/ PTR FAMILY 6.1-like. Gene Ontology annotation, cellular component: membrane. The record is from RefSeq and is a predicted model, not a curated record. The transcript has a single exon. Bases 40 to 1986 code for a protein of 648 amino acids. Lineage: Eukaryota; Viridiplantae; Streptophyta; Magnoliopsida; Poales; Poaceae. Gene Ontology annotation, biological process: oligopeptide transport; transmembrane transport. Gene Ontology annotation, molecular function: transmembrane transporter activity.